AUGUCAAAGAGAAUGGAACCCAACAAACGGAUGUUUGUGAGUUGCAGCCAUCUCCCUGGCACAACUCUCUCUCUUUUUCGGUUAUGUGCUUCUCAUUCUUGCAUUCAAUCCCCCGAGGCCUUGGAAAAGAACAAGAAGUGGCUGGAAUAUGACCAGCAGAGAGAGGCCUGUUUGAGGGCGAUUCUGGCCAGAGUGGUGUGGCUGGAGAUGCAACUGAACGAAGCCAAUCAGGCCCUCUCACAGCAGCACAAUGAGGAGCAUUCAGAUGGUGAGCCACAGGGAUAUUACAUCUUUGUCAUGCUGUUCAGCUACAUGACAUUCAAAUUGAUGUGUAGGUGUGAGGAAAAGGAGAAGGAGGUGGAGGUCCUCAAGCAACAGCUGCAAACCGAAAGAAUGAGCAGAGAAAAAGCACAACAAGAUGACUAUUGCUCUGAGGAUGAAGAGCAACAGCUGAAGGACAAGACCAAGGAUUUCCAGGGCAAGCUGAAUGAGGAAAGGCGAAGGUCGGCUAACUUUGAGCUACAGGCAAAUCUCUUUCAGAGCUGUAUGUUAAAUCGUUACCAUGCAGACCAGGAAAACAUUGCAGAGCUGAAGCGGCAGAUCAAGAUUUCUUCACAAGACCUUGAGGAUGAGAGGCAGAAUUGUUCAUAUUUAAAGAAGCAAAUGAUCAGACUUCUGAAGACGGUGAAGAAAACAAAAGGCUGUGUGAAAAAACAGUCACAGAGAGACCAGCAGGAUCACAACUCAUGCCAAGUGAUGCAGCCCCCCUCCCAGCUCUCCAGAGACUUUCUGGCGUCCUCUCCAGUCAGCAGCUCGCUGAAUGAAAGCUUCCUGGAGUGUCCCAGCUGCCAUGCCGAGUAUCCAGCCAGCCACUACCAAGAACUGAUAAGCCACCUAGAAAUCUGCCUAGACUGAGCCAGCAGAACAUCUCUUUAGUUCUGUACCUCCUGUAAUUUGGAUUGUUUUUUACCAAUUAUAUGUAACUAC
Messenger RNA from Acanthochromis polyacanthus (spiny chromis), 987 nucleotides. RefSeq names its product centrosomal protein of 55 kDa-like. Gene Ontology annotation, biological process: mitotic cytokinesis; regulation of phosphatidylinositol 3-kinase/protein kinase B signal transduction. The transcript has 7 exons. The record is from RefSeq and is a predicted model, not a curated record. Lineage: Eukaryota; Metazoa; Chordata; Actinopteri; Pomacentridae. Bases 1 to 915 code for a protein of 304 amino acids.